AUGGCACCCGCUAUCACCAUCGACAACACAUCUGACUUUUCGUUCGCCCCGCCGCCGACAAAGUCGCAAGCAAGAACGCUCCUUCUCGCCCCACCUUCAAUCGCCUCACACCCCGACGCCCUCAACAGUAUCGUAGAAGCCCACGAUCGCAAUGCUACCGAUAUCCAGAUGCUCGAUCGUCUCGCCCUCGGUCUCGUCUCGCUCCCUGCCUCCACAUACGACAUUGUCCUCUUACUCACCAAUGUCGACGGCUCACGUGAGCCACUCAAUCGCGCAGUAAUCGAGAAACUCGUGCCUUCGCUCAGAGCUGGUGGAAUCCUGAAGAGUCAGGAUGGUUCAUUCGGUACAUCGGCGUCGUCUGAGCAGACAGAGGCCAUUCUUGCUGGUCUUGUCCAGCAUGCCAGUGGUGGCAUGUCCAAGCCUGCAGCCAUGGCCGCGCAAACCGUCAGUUUGAGUUUUGGAAAGAAGAAGAAGGCCAAUGCUGCAGCCGUGCCCUUGAACAAUGUCGAGGCUAUCAACAAGAUUAUUACCGAGACUCCUCAGCCUGCCGCACCCUCAGCGCCAGCAGGGGUCGGCUUCGACAUGGGCGACGAUCUAGAUGUGGAGUUCUACGAUGAAGACGACGAGAUGGAGUUGCCAUCAAAGGAGGAGUUGCUCAACGGCUCCACAAUCGACCCCAACACACUCCUCAGCGAAGAAGACCGCAAGCGUCCCAUCAACAUCCCUGAAGCCUGUAAGCCCAAUGGCAAGAGGAGACGCGCAUGCAAGGACUGCACCUGCGGACUCAAGCAAAAGAUCGAUGCCGAGGACAAGGCCAAGCGUGAGGCCGCCGACAGCGCACUCAAGACUAUGAAGCUGGAUACGGAUGAUCUUGCCGAGGUCGACUUUACAGUGCAGGGCAAGGUUGGCAGUUGCGGUAACUGCGCUUUGGGCGAUGCUUUCAGAUGUGAUGGGUGCCCGUACAUUGGUCUGCCUGCUUUCAAGCCUGGAGAGGAGGUGCGCUUGCUCAACAACGACAUCCAGCUGUAA
Messenger RNA from Aureobasidium vineae, 1029 nucleotides. The record is from the annotation of a GenBank genome assembly. Lineage: Eukaryota; Fungi; Ascomycota; Dothideomycetes; Dothideales; Saccotheciaceae.